Trichophyton benhamiae CBS 112371 is the source of this 1665-nucleotide messenger RNA. RefSeq lists its product as uncharacterized. Gene Ontology annotation, molecular function: transmembrane transporter activity. Bases 1 to 1665 code for a protein of 554 amino acids. Gene Ontology annotation, biological process: transmembrane transport. Lineage: Eukaryota; Fungi; Ascomycota; Eurotiomycetes; Onygenales; Arthrodermataceae. The record is from RefSeq and is a predicted model, not a curated record. The transcript has a single exon.
AUGAGAGAACCAACUGCUGCCUGCUCCCGAAAUGAUACAAAUACAACUCCAACAGGGGUAGGAGUACACGGCCAGGCCGAUACCAUUAGCACGGUUAUCUCUACGAAGAAGACAUGGCGUUUUUGGGCCAUAUUCCCUGCACUAUGCAUGACUACCUUUUUAUCUGCGCUCGAUACAUCAAUUCUCUCAACGGCGCUGCCUACUAUAUCCAAGGAUUUGGGCGCUGGUCCUCUAUACAUCUGGAUUACGAAUGCGUACGUGCUUUCGUCUACUGUCACGCAACCCCUCUUCGGUCAAUCAGCCAACAUCUUCGGUCGGAGAUGGCUCUUAAUCCUCUCGGUUGUCUGGUUUGCUGUCGGUAGUGGAUUAGCUGGAGGUGCGAACGGAACUACCGUUAUCAUUUUAGGCAGAACUAUUCAAGGUAUCGGCGGCGGGGGCAUCAAUACCUUGAUAGAUAUUGUCAUUGGGGAUCUGGUACCCAUGCGUGAACGAGGAAAAUACGUUGCGCUAAUGGGUGUUAUCUGGGCCAUUGGCACUGUGAUAGGGCCAGUACUUGGUGGCGGCCUAGCUGAGCAUGCCUCCUGGAGAUGGAUUUUUUAUAUAAACCUCCCUCUCUCUGGGUUAUCCCUGAUUUUGCUGUAUUUUUUCUUGCGUGUGGCAUCUCCGCCAGGUAAUGGGUUCUACAAACAGCUUUUACGUGUGGACUUUAUUGGCAAUGCCAUACUUGUCAUGGCUGUCAUAUCUAUUCUCUUGUCAUUGACCUGGGUGGGCACGCUCUACCCUUGGUCUUCUUGGAAGAUCAUUUUACCCCUCGUUAUUGGGUUCCUGGGAUUGAUUCUUUUCUAUGCACAUCAGACAUCACGUUUCUGCCGUGAACCAUCUAUCCCAUUGAGGUUAUUCCCCACACCUACAUCCCUCUUUUCCCUCAUCCUAGGAUUCACGGGUUCUAUUCUGAUCUAUUGGGUUGGCUACUUCCUGCCAGUCUACUUCCAGGCUGUGCUAGGAACGUCCGCAACGAAGUCUGGUCUUUUCGUUCUUCCGAUUACAGGUGCAGUUGCCCCCUUCGGCAUCCUGGCCGGUAUUCUCAUUUCUGUCUGGGGCAAGUACCGAGCUUUCCAUUUCAUUGGUUUCGGUCUUAUGUCAAUCGCCGUAGGACUCUUCUCAAUUCUUGAUCAACACUCAUCGGCUGGAUAUUGGGCAGGGUUCCAGAUAAUUUUUGGAGCUGGGUCAGGCCUGAUAUAUUCGAGCACAUUACCGCCAAUCCAAGCCUCUUUACACGAAUCUGACAUGGCUACGGCAACUGCAACCUGGGCAUUUAUGCGGAGUUUUGGAUCCAUCUGGGGGGUUGCUAUCCCCACCGCAAUAUUUAACGAGAAGACUGAAUCCCUUCUCGGAGGAAUCAGCGAUCCUUCUUUGAGGCGUCAUCUCUCGAACGGUGGAGCAUAUGCACUCGCAAGUUCCGGCCUCUCAUCCUCCCUCAUGCAUGACCCGAAACUAUUAUCGGAGGUGAUUGGAUUAUAUACUCAAUCUUUAAGGUUUGUAUGGUUGUUAGCAAUACCCUUCGGCAUUUGCGGAUUCGUUGCCAGUUUUCCCAUUCGCCAGCUUGAAUUAAAGACACAUCUGGAGACUGAAUUUGGGCUGCAAGAGCAGCGACAGGAAGGUUAG